CACCUUUCUACUGACUGAGCAAUGAGGUAUUCUUCGGAUGGGGAAGGCCACAAGGAAUUGAUCCGGCACACACCAAUUGCAACACAGGCGCCUCUGCGCCCCCAGCAGCACUAAAAGUCUGCCGAGUGUUGCAAGCCCGCUUUUGUCGGAUGGGACAAGCUGUGGGAGGGGGAAAAAACUCUGUCUUUUGCGUGCAGUGGUGCAGCGACAUACAGAUACAAUAUUGCAGACAGACGCGCGACACGAACAGGAAAACAAAGGAUAUUUUGCGGGAAUCUGGACACUUGCAUAGCGUGGGUACUUUUCUUACGCAAGUUUUCACUCGGUCAUGGCAUCAAGGCCCCAGGAAAGUUCCCGAAUGGGUCCCAUUAGGAAAGACACCAACUCAAAGAGAAAAAAGAGACCCCAGAAAAAAGCAGGGCAAAUGGAGACGUUCCGCGGCGGAACGUGUGUCGUCGUGUGGAGCCGUCUCGCGCGGGAUCCAGCGACGAGCAUCAUUGUGCUCCAGCUGAGCUCCAUCUGGCGACAUGUCGAAAACCUCGGCCUGGCCUUUGUGAAUUGGGACGGCAGAUACUCGGCAUCUGGAUAUGAGGAGGUGGAUGAGAAAACAGAGCCAACAAGAAGAACGAGAAGAGACCACAUCCAUCAGGGGUCCUGCAAGUGCUGCAAUUCCAGCACGUCUUGUCCAUGUAAUUUGGACGUAAUGGACGUGGAGUUGCCGAUCCACCACCAGAACCUCACCGAACGGCGGACGGGCAGAAAAAAAAGGGAAAGACCACACAAGAAAAAGACAUCCAACAAGAGACGGACAUGGACCGGUCCGUUGAGAAAGGAGGGGGGGAAAGUAACCAGACAGGAAAGAGGGGUUCAGCUUUGUGUGCGUGCGUGUGCAAGUGCUCGGCAGACAGAGCAGGUGCACACCUCAACAAGUUGCAAGAGCUUCGCAGAGCUUCCUAGAGCUUCUGGCAACCCCGACAACUCCAGCCCACCCCCUUCCGCGCCACGCUAAACAGUUGCAAGAGCUUCUUGACCCCUUCCACACCCAGUGCAGAG
Colletotrichum acutatum is the source of this 1053-nucleotide messenger RNA. RefSeq lists its product as uncharacterized. Bases 329 to 1009 code for a protein of 226 amino acids. The record is from RefSeq and is a predicted model, not a curated record. NCBI's taxonomy places the organism in Eukaryota, Fungi, Ascomycota, Sordariomycetes, Glomerellales, Glomerellaceae. The transcript is spliced from 3 exons.